Messenger RNA from Nannospalax galili (Upper Galilee mountains blind mole rat), 2502 nucleotides. RefSeq names its product thioredoxin domain containing 11 (gene Txndc11). The transcript has 10 exons. Bases 179 to 2392 code for a protein of 737 amino acids. Lineage: Eukaryota; Metazoa; Chordata; Mammalia; Rodentia; Spalacidae. The record is from RefSeq and is a predicted model, not a curated record.
AGGGACAACUGGACUAUGCAGAGCAUGUUCGCCGGGAUUCCGAGGUGGUGCUGCUGUUCUUCUACGCCCCAUGGUGUGGCCAGUCCAUCGCUGCCAGAGCAGAAAUUGAGCAGGCAGCAAGCCAGCUUUCUGAUCAGGUGUUGUUUGUGGCAGUUAAUUGUUGGUGGAACCAGGGGAAAUGCAGAAAACAGAAGCACUUCUUUUAUUUUCCCGUAAUACAUCUUUAUCAUCGGAGCCUGGAGUCCUUGGCUACUUUGAGUUCAGUGGCUCGCCCCAGCCUCCAGGCUAUCUGACCUUCUUUACAGCAGCAUUGCAUUCUUUAAAGAAAGAUUACCUAGGAACAGUACGAUUUGGGGUUAUCACAAAUAAACAUCUUGCGAAACUGGUAUCCUUAGUACACUCUGGAAGUGUGUAUUUACAUAGACAUUUCAACACAUCACUUAUAUUCCCCAAGGAGGUCAUGAACUUCACAGCUGAGAACAUCUAUAAGUGGGCCUCUGAAAACCAGGAGACACUCUUCCGAUGGCUGCGGCCUCAUGGUGGCAAGAGCCUGCUGCUGAACAAUGAGCUGAAGAAAGGACCAGCGCUCUUCCUGUUCAUUCCUUUUGAUCCCUUAGCUGAGAGGCAUCCUCUCCUAGAUGAGAUCACCCAAGUGGCCUUGGAGUACAACAACUGUCAUAGGGACCAGGUGGUGGAGCGCCUCCUCCAGCACCUGCGGCGGGUUGAGGCACCUGUGUUCCAGUCCCUGGCACCAGAGCCACUGGUCCCACUGCCUGAUGCUCGGCUGGUGGCAGUGUCCCCCUGCUGCAACACAGUGGUGCUGCCACAGGGGCCAGCCUUCUCCAAGACCCACAACGUCUGUGAGCUGUGUGUCAACCAGACAGCGGGUAGCACCAAGCCGAGCUCGGUGAGCGUGCCACAGUGCAGCUUCUUUGACAUGGCAGCCGCUCUGGAUUCCUUCUACCUCAAGGAGCAGACCUUUUAUCACGUGGCAUCAAGCACCAUGGAGUGCAGUAAUUUUUUAACAUCCUACAGCCCUUUCAGCUACUACACUGCAUGUUGCAGGACCAUAACCCGGGGCACGGCGAGCUUCACUGGCUCAGAACAGGAUGCCUUUGCACCCCCGGCCAUCACAUUCUCUUCCCUGGAGAAGAGCUGUGAGGCUGCCACCCCGAGCUCCAUUCCUCACAUUGAGGAGAACAGGUACCGCUUUCCUGAAGUGGGCCUCACUGGCACAACCUUCACAGGCCUGAGCUGCAGAACCAACAAGACCCUGAACAUCUACCUUUUGGAUUCCAAUUUAUUUUGGUUAUAUGCGGAGAGACUAGGUGCCCCAAGCUCCGCUCCCGUGAAGGAGUUUGCCACAAUUGUUGAUGUAAAAGAAGAGUCGCAUUAUAUCUUGGACCCCAAACAAGCCCUCAUGAAGUUCACUCUAGAGUCUUUUAUUCAAAACUUCAGCAUUAUCUACAGUCCCUUGAAAAGGCAUCUUAUUGGAAGUGAUUCUGCCCAGCUCCCAUCUCAGCAUUUAAUCACUGAAGUGACAACUGACACCUUCUGGGAAGUCGUCCUUCGGAAACAGGAUGUUUUGCUGCUCUAUUAUGCACAGUGGUGUGGAUUUUGCCCUUCACUCAAUCACAUCUUUAUUCAGCUAGCUCGGCUCCUGCCAGAGGACACAUUCACUGUGGCCAGGAUUGACGUGUCUCAGAAUGAUCUUCCUUGGGAAUUCAUGGUUGACCGUCUACCUACCAUCUUGUUUUUUCCCUGCAAUAGAAAGGACCUAAGUGUAAAAUACCCUGGAGACCUCCCCAUCACCCUUCCGAAUCUGCUAAGAUUCAUUCUGUAUCACUCAGACCCUGCCUCUGCCCCCCAGAGCCUGGCCAACCCUCCUACCAAAGAAUGUGUCCAGAGCGAGGCAGUCCUGCAGCGGGAACAUAUCUCUCACAUGGAGAGCAUCAUGCAGAAGCUGAGAGCUGAGAUGAGCAGCCUCCGCCGCACACAGGAGCAGGUGGAGGGCCAGCUCUCCAGUGCCCGCAGAGAUGGGCGUCGCCUAUUGCGGAGGCAGCGGACCCUGGAGCAGCAGCACAGGCUGCUCCGGCGCCAUGGCCAGAAGCUGCAGGCCCUGUAUGUACAGAAGGCCCGUGAACUUCAAGAGCUGGCCAGUGCUUCAGAGAAUCCCCUCCCUGAAGACACAUGGCUCAAGAUUCUUGUGGCCACCAUGGAGAGGGAACUAGAAGGCCAGGAUGGGGCUGAGGACCCCACCCCUCUAAGAGAAGCUCACUCCAGCCACCGGAAGCCUACAGGUGCUACCGAGUUACCUGGUGGCACUCCUCUGCCUUCCAACACUAGCUCCACUCUGGCAUCAGAGAGGAAGCAUGAGAACAGGACAGACUAACUUUUGAAAUAAGAUGAAGGAAUUGAGGUAAAAACUACAUUGGGAAGAUAUUUAUGCAAAUUUUAUUGAAAUUUAUUGUAAAUAAAGAUUUUCUGGGUCUAGAAAAUGAA